GACGUCAGCAAACUUGUGGAGCGGCUGUGAACGGAGCCCAGACCGAGCCGAGCACGCGCCGUGGACUGACGCACCGUGGAUGUGGAGCACGCGCCGUGGAAUGACACACCGUGGAUGUGGUGCACGCGCCGUGGACCGUGGGCUUGGUGUGGUGGUGUUCAGUGCGGGGCCGUUCGGACGAAGAUGCAUCACUCAGACUCCAUCAGCCUUUAGAUGAUCAAGGACCAACACACAAAACUGAAUGUCAUCAGUCUGCAGGAACAGUGGAAUAUUGGCAGAUCCUCAGGAGGGAGCGUAGAACCACAGUUUCACUAUGAACCGAGCCUUCAACAGGAAAAGAGAUAAAACAUGGAUGCACACCCCAGAAGCUCUGGCCAAGCAUUACAUUCCAUACAACGCCAAGUUCCUUGGAAACACAGAGGUUGAAGCUCCAAAAGGCACUGAAGUGGUAGAAGACGCCGUUAGAAAACUGAAGUUUCAGAGACACAUAAAGAAGUCUGAGGGCCAGAAGGUUCCUAAAGUGGAACUGCAGAUCUCCAUCUACGGUGUGAAGAUUCUAGAUCCCAAAACUAAAGAUGUGCAUCAUAACUGUCAGCUCCACAGAAUAUCCUUCUGUGCAGACGACAAAACCGACAAAAGAAUAUUCACUUUUAUUUGCAAAGACUCUGAAUCCAACAAACACCUGUGCUACGUGUUCGACAGUGAAAAGUGUGCUGAGGAGAUCACCCUCACCAUCGGUCAGGCCUUCGACUUGGCUUAUAAGAAGUUCCUGGAGUCUGGAGGAAAGGACGUGGAGACCAGGAAACAGAUCGGAACCCUCCAGAGAAGAAUUCAAGAGUUGGAAACUGAAAACUCAGAGUUGAAGAAACAACUGCAGGACUUUGAAGAGCAGCUGAUGAUGGUGCACGGGUCCCCAUCUCUGCUCUUAAACUCCUGUCCAGAAGCUCUCCUGUCCUCUCACUCUUCGUCCUCUCUGCUCUGUGGACACGUCCUCAGGUCUCUGUCCUGUCUGCAGAUCUCCUCCGUCACUCUCACUCCUCUGAGUUCUCCUGAAUCCAGUGUGUCUGCUGUUCUACUAACACCUCCACCUGCCAAACACACUCUGACUCCUCUGAAAACCACUGAGGGACGCAGCAUCCCACGGCCACGAGCUGGAAGCAUCUCCAUCCAGACCCAGUCCACUGAUGUUUUUGACAUGGUGCCCUUCUCUCCUGUGACCCCCCUGGUGCCCACACAGGCCAACAACGCCUCCCCCCCACCACCACCCACCACUCUGCCACCAGACAUAAGUAAAGACCUGUUUGGUGCUGAGCCCUUUGACCCGUUCACCUGUGCUUCUGCGGACUUCCCCCCUGAUAUUCAGUCUAAACUGGAUGAGAUGCAGGAGGGGUUCAAAAUGGGACUGACUUUAGAGGGCACCAUCUUCUCUCUGGACCCACUGGACGAACGCUGCUGACGCCAGGACGGCCAUGAUGACUGACGAUGGAACCACACUGACAAUGGAACGCCGCUGAUGACCGACAACGGGACGCCACUGACGAAGGGACGCUGCUGACGCUGGGACAACGCUGACGACUGAUGGGGGGACGCCACUGGGACGACAAGAUGCCACUGACAACGGAACACCACUGACAACGGGACGCCGCUGAUGCCGGGACGACGCUGGGACGACAGGACGCCAUUGACAGCUGAUGACGGGACACCACUGGCAAUGGGACGCUGCUGACGCUAGGACGCCGCUAAUGCUGGGACGCCAUUGACAACUGAUGACGGGACGCCACUGGCAAUGGGACACCACUGACGCCGUCUGCCCGUCGUCUCCCACAUUGGACUCGUUUGUAUGAAGAAGUGCCAAAUCCACUCCGCGGCUGAGUCGAGAUGUCACCGUUUUCAUCUGGAAGUUUUUAUGCAUUUGCAUUUAGAUAUUGUUUUUUCAAUAUUUCAAGGUCAACUCAGAUCCAUUUCUAGAAAAGAACUAUUUUUGUACAAACCUAUGGAAGGAACAGUUUUGCGUACAUUUGCUUGCACAGGCAGUGAGAUGUAAAUUAAUUGAACUUGUCUGAUGGUUAACUCUGAUUUUUUCAUAUGAAAGACUUUGUGUUUGCACCAUUUA
Molecule: messenger RNA, 2113 nt
Organism: Sphaeramia orbicularis (orbiculate cardinalfish)
Lineage: Eukaryota; Metazoa; Chordata; Actinopteri; Kurtiformes; Apogonidae
Product: PTB domain-containing engulfment adapter protein 1-like
Exons: 14
Coding region: 314-1456 (380 amino acids)
Source: RefSeq, a predicted model, not a curated record